This is a messenger RNA of Penicillium malachiteum, 459 nucleotides long. RefSeq lists its product as uncharacterized. Bases 1 to 459 code for a protein of 152 amino acids. Lineage: Eukaryota; Fungi; Ascomycota; Eurotiomycetes; Eurotiales; Aspergillaceae. The transcript has a single exon. The record is from RefSeq and is a predicted model, not a curated record.
AUGGAGUACCCCUAUCCCACCUUGAAACGGGUUCCAGACCUUGUUUACUCAUUACGCAGGUCUACCCCCCAGGACUACAUACGCGGUAUGAAGUGCGAAAUAACUGGUCAAUCCUAUAUUGAUCUACUUCCUAUGCGCCCUGUCAGAGCUUUUGGCAUGCGCAAGUGCCAUGCGGGUGCCAAGGACGCAGCUUCUCCGCUGCGUGCGUGCAGAGUGAUAGUUUGCAACAUCGGGAUGGACAUGCCCACAACAGUGACCCGGGAUACAGUAGUAUUGUCGUCCGUACUCCUUAGUGUCGGGGAUAAUCAUGCAAUUCUUGAAGAUCGCAAGGACCGGAGCCGUGCCAAGCAUAGACUGCUGACUCUCGUUGAUGCGGUGUACAUCCUUCGAGCGACGCUGUUGGUUGAAAACUCGUUCCGUUCAUCUAAGCUCUACACCGAUGCGAGCCGUCGAUUCUAG